CGCUAACCUACUUCCGUGACUCAUGGAGAGGAGGGGCUUGGAGGGGUCCACACGAAAAACGAAACCGAGACAUUAAGAAAGGGUUAAAGUACUGUUCCUAAAAGGUAUCGCACAACGAAGCAGAUCGUCCCAAUUAAGAACAAAUAAUGGCAGAGACAAAGGACUCAAAAGAAGAUAUUAAGUCUGGAGGAGAUGUUGUAGAUGCUAAUCCUGUUAUCCUGAAAGAAACCAUUCAGCAGCCCCAAGAUGAAGACAUGCAGAUAGAUGCCAAGCCAGACAAUGCACAUCCCUACAGAUAUAACAUGAACUAUCCAAGCAUCGGCCAGUGUAUUAUAAUUAACAACAAGAACUUUGAUAAAAAGACAGAAAUGAAUAUUCGAAAUGGAACAGAUGUGGAUGCAGAAAAUCUCUCCAAAUACUUCAAAAUGCAGGGUUAUAAAGUAAAGGUUUUCAAAGACCUGACCUGCAGGCAGAUUGAGCAAAGUUUACAAUCGAUUGCCCAGGAAGACCACAGCAAAGAGGCCUCUUUUGUGUGUGUGUUGCUGAGCCACGGAGAUGAAGGGGUGCUCUACGGAACGGACGAUUUUAUCGAAAUUAAAAAACUGACCAGCUUUUUCAAGGGAGUCCGCUGCAAGACAUUGGUUGGCAAGCCAAAAUUGUUUUUCAUACAGGCUUGUAGAGGGACAGAGCUAGAUGGAGGUAUUGAAGCAGACAGUAUUGGAAGUGACAGCUCUCCCCAGAGGAUCCCUGUGGAGGCUGAUUUCUUGUACGCGUACUCCACUGCUCCAGGCUACUAUUCCUGGAGGAACAGUGUGACUGGCUCCUGGUUCAUCCAGUCCCUGUGUGAUAUGCUCAGCAAGUACGGCAGGGAGCUGGAGCUCAUGCAAAUCCUUACACGGGUCAACCACAAGGUGGCACUGGAGUUUGAGUCCUCCUCCUACAUUGCAGGCUUCAAUGACAAAAAGCAGAUUCCGUGCAUCGUCUCUAUGUUAACCAAAGAGAUGUAUUUCUCACAUUAAUUAAUUUUUUUUUUUUUAUAAUCUGCUUUUUGUGGUUUUGAAUAGCUUGUAUAAAAAUUAAACAUGCAGAGUUUCUUUUUUUUGUAUCAAGAACAUGUCAAAACCUGCUGAAGGCAACAAAGAAUACAUUAACUGGGAACAAUAACUAUCGAUACCAACAGGUUCUCACUACUGUGAAAAUACAAAUUUUAACCACUGACUAGUUAAGGGAUGCAAAUUGUUAAACGGAUAUUAAAAGUAGGGGUUAUAAUUGAUUAAUGAUUAAUCACACCUGUGGGCUUUGACUGAUGACCUUGUCUACCUGAGUGUGGUACUGUAUCACAAAAAUGUGAAGGGUACAUCCAAAAAGUUUAUUUACUACAGUUGUAUGGUAAUAAGUAUGUGCAGUAAACAGCAUUAUGUUAAUACUUUGUAUUACUUGUAAUUGUCUUUCUAUACAAUUUCAUAUCACUAGCAGACAGGUGUGAUUAAUCGAUCAUAGAUUGGAUGAUGACUCGAGCAAUAGAAAACGUCAAGAUCAAAACCCUUAAUAUAAAAGUUAAUUUAUUGAACAAAAAAUCAAUAUGUGAAAUGCAGGGCUCUCUUUAUAACAGUCAGGGCUCUGCUGGCACUCGUGCUAGUUAUUGCCUUUAAGAAGCAUUUAUCGGCAGGCAUUAAAUAAGUCCAUUCACUAAUGUGUUGAUUUCAAAACAACAAACCAGGAACGUUGACAUUUUUACUGCCUUUCUGAGGCUUAAACGGACAUGGAAUUAUUUAAUCCCUCCUGGUAAAUACUUCUUAAAGGCAAUUACAAGUGUUAGUAUCAGCAGACCCCUAAUAACAGUGCAUGUUUAUUUUAUUUUUUAUGGAGAGCAAUUGUAUGUAUUGUAGUUUUACUGUAUGUCGGGUGCACUUCAAGUCUUACCUGUAUUAAAGGGAUACUUAAUUACACCUCA
Acipenser ruthenus (sterlet) is the source of this 1954-nucleotide messenger RNA. Its product is annotated as caspase-3-like. The record is from RefSeq and is a predicted model, not a curated record. Lineage: Eukaryota; Metazoa; Chordata; Actinopteri; Acipenseriformes; Acipenseridae. Bases 147 to 1019 code for a protein of 290 amino acids. The transcript has 7 exons. Gene Ontology annotation, biological process: neuron differentiation; keratinocyte differentiation; positive regulation of apoptotic process. Gene Ontology annotation, cellular component: cytoplasm.